GAUAGAGAUUCCCUCUCUCUCUAUUUCUUUCUACAAAAUCUCAUUUCUCAAUUAGACUUCUUAACGACUUCAAAACACUCCCCACUAAUUACCAAAAAUUAUUUUCCCCCAAAGAAAAUCCAAAAGCCUUUGACUGAUAAAUCCCAGGAAAAUCUCUGGUUUUUCCUUUCAAUACCACCAAACCCAUCUGAAUAUUUCUUGUGUUCAUCGAGGGCUCUCAUUUCUUCAGAAUUUCAAAAAAUGGGUAUCGCAGAUCUUCGUCUCAAGCUCAAGGCGUUUCGAUUGGGAAGGUUUCUGACGAGGAAGAAGAGGCGGCCGUCGGCGGUGAAUAUGCCGUCGUGGAUGGCGCCGGUAAACCACGGCUACCACGUCAUCGACGAUCAGUCGUAUUCGAGUAUUUUGGAAGAAGAAUCGAAUUACGACUCUGUUGUGGUGCAGAGAGAGCAGAUUGAAGGGAUUGAAUUGUGGUUUUUUGGGGUUUUUGAUCCUCAAAUUGGCGACAAAGUCCUCAAAUUCAUGCAAUCAAAUUUCUUUGACAAGAAGUUUAAUGAGUCUCAGGUAAAAGCGAAGGGGAGGGAAGCAAUGAAGAAAGCACAUCUGAGUGCAAGAACAAAGGAAAACAAGGAGUUGUGGAAGAAAAUGGGAUCAGCUUCGGCUUUGGUAAUAGAUGGAGAGAGGCUGGUGAUUGCUAGCAUGGGGGACUAUAAAGCCGUUUUGUGUGAAGAUGGUAUUGCUCAUCAAAUAAGCUGCGAUCGACAUCAAACCGACCAACGUUGGCCUCGUAAACUAAUACCUGGAAUGAAGCCUCGAAAAAGCUUGGUUGCAGUUGAAAAAAUCAAAUUCAACUCUGAAACCGAAUUUGUGAUUUUAGGGAGCUGUGGCAUAUGGGAGGUGGUGAAGAAUCAAGAGGCUGUCAAUCUGAUAAGACAUAUAGAAGACCCACAUGCAGCAGCAGAGUGCUUGGCCAAGGAAGCUUUCAACAGAAUGAGCAAAAGUAGCAUUUCUUGUCUAGUCAUUCGAUUUGACUAAUUUAAUUCCUAAUCCUUUUUUUCUCCGUCAUCUACUUUCUUUCUAAUCUGUUGACAAAUUUGGGCUAUAAAGGCUAUGGUGUACAUAUGAGCCAUAUGAUAAUUUUUUUUUUUCUUUUCUGUAAUAGUUUCUUGGGUUGAAUUACAUCUUUCAUAAGUUCUCAUCCAGAAACAUUAAA
This is a messenger RNA of Momordica charantia (bitter melon), 1207 nucleotides long. RefSeq names its product Protein phosphatase 2C family protein. Gene Ontology annotation, biological process: protein dephosphorylation. NCBI's taxonomy places the organism in Eukaryota, Viridiplantae, Streptophyta, Magnoliopsida, Cucurbitales, Cucurbitaceae. Gene Ontology annotation, molecular function: protein serine/threonine phosphatase activity. The record is from RefSeq and is a predicted model, not a curated record.